Messenger RNA from Mangifera indica (mango), 2444 nucleotides. Its product is annotated as ankyrin repeat-containing protein ITN1-like. The coding region runs from base 44 to 2233 and encodes 729 amino acids. NCBI's taxonomy places the organism in Eukaryota, Viridiplantae, Streptophyta, Magnoliopsida, Sapindales, Anacardiaceae. The record is from RefSeq and is a predicted model, not a curated record. The transcript is spliced from 7 exons. Gene Ontology annotation, molecular function: protein binding.
UACUCUCUUAACUGUAAGUUUGAUUAGUAUCUUUCUUUAGCAGAUGAAGCACUUCAACGAUUGGAGUAUUCAACAAAUGAGCAGAGGAAACGAGUUGGGCAGUGAAAGUGCUUUGCAUUGGCCUUAUUGGGCAGCCCUGAAGGAUGAUUGGGAAUAUCUGAAGGACUUCUACAUGACAAAUGUUAAUUCGCUAUCACUUCCUGUAACGGCCUCAAGGGACAAUGGCUUUCACUUGGCAGUGUUCAGCAAAAGCAAAGAUCCGCUUCAAUCUUUACUUCGAAUUUCCAAAGAACAUUCUAUGGUAAGGCAUGGCUAUUUAGAAAAAAAUCGCUGCGGGAACACGCCUCUUCAUGAGGCUGCAUUAAAUGGGAACCUGGAGGCCGUAGAGGCUUUGGUCACUCAUCAUCGCAGGCUCAUCGCGGAAGAUAUUGAAGAUUCAACUGAGGAAGAGCUCCAAGAGGCUGUGAAUGGGGAUGGCGAAACCCCGCUUUUUCUUGCUGCUGCAUUUGGGAGAACAAAAGUGGUGAAGUUUUUAGCUGAAAAAUCAUUAGAAUCUCACAAAAGAUUAAUAUACCAAGAAGAAAAAGGAAGGACUGAAGAAGAAUAUUCUAAGCUUAAAAAUAUUCACCGCCAAAACAUGAAGGUAAAGCCCAAACCUAAAGCCUCCAAUGAACUGCCUGGUGCCAUUCAAGGUGAAAUGAUAUCAGAGCCAGAGCCUGAUGCCUCCAUUCUGCACGUUGCCAUCACAGGCCACCAUUUUGAAACGGCUCUAUAUUUACUGAAUCUGGAUGAAUCGCUAGCAGAAAUCAAGGACCUAAAAGGCUGGACCUCUCUUCACCUACUAGCAAACAUGCCCUCAGCUUUCGAAAGUGGAUAUCAAUUUGGCACAUGGAUCCACAGAGUCAUAUAUUCCUGCCUUCCAAUCGGUGAUGAUGCAGAUGAUGAUGAAAAAGCUACUACAAAAAUUUCCAAAGGGUGGCUUAAAUUACCGGGAAAAAUCUGUGCACUAGUAAGGAGUGACAUCUUGGAAGAAAAGAGAAAGCAUAAACUUGCUCUCAAACUAGCGGAGACACUGAUAAAAAAAUAUUCUUCUUGGGAUGAAAUCAUUCCGUUUGAUAAAGACCAGUUUUCAGAAGGAGAUUAUAAGCCAAUCCCGUUAUUCCUGGCGACUGAAAAAGGAAUAGUAGAAAUUGUGAACAAGAUACUAAAAAUAUGUCCCCAGCUGGUUGAGCAUUGCAAUGACCUGGAUCAGAACAUACUGCAUCUGGCAAUUAAGCACCGUCAAGAGGAUAUCUUCAAUCAUGUGAAAAAUAUGAAAAUGCAAAUGACAAGGUUAGUCGGAAAGGUUGACAAAAAUGGCUGCACCAUUUUACACCAUGCUGCAGACAUGAAGCCAAAGACUACAAACGGUCACCCAGCAGGACCUGUAUACCAAAUCCGGGAUGAGAUAAAGUGGUACAAGUGUGUAAAGGUUGACACAAAUGCCUACACCAUUUUACACCAUGCUGCAGACAUGGAGCCAGAGACUGCAGAGCGUCACCCAGAAGGACCUGUAUACCAACUCCAGGAAGAGCUGAAGUGGUACAAAAGUGUAGAGGAGAUCGCGCCCCCCCACUACGUCAUGUUUUGCAGAGAGAGAUUCGAUUCGACGCACAAUAAACUACUCGGGGAAGCACAGAAAUGGAUAAAAGAAACUUCUGAGUCUUGCUCUGUAGUGGCUGUUCUCGUUGCUACAGUGGUCUUUGCAGCUGCGUACACUGUGCCUGGAGGUUCUAAUGAACAGGGGCAUCCAGUUUUCCUCAACAGCACUCUCUUCUUGCUUUUCACAGUCAUGGACGUUGUUGCUUUGGCCUGCUCCUUAACCUCCGUUGUGAUGUUCUUGUCCAUCCUCACAUCGCCUUAUACGUAUCAUGAAUUCCACUGCAAACUCCCCAACACACUCACAAUAGGCUUCGCCUUGCUCUUCAUUUCAUUGACUACAACAAUGAUUGCAUUCGCAGCAACAUUAUUGCUCAUAAUUCGUUCGGAAAAGCCACAUUGGACCACCACUCUCAUUUAUACUGCUGCAUUUCUUCCUGUCAGCAUAUUUGCACUCACGCGUUUUCCCAUGUAUGCUGCAUUUGAGAAAACUUUGCUCAAGUUGUAUCAUAGAUUGUCUAAGAAUUGGCGUGUCACAAAGUCUCCACGGCCCAAGAAGUCAGCUUCCAGACAGGGCAGACCAAGCAGCUCCUAAACAAACCGAAUCGCACACAAAGCAUCUUAAGAACGAUGGUCAAUUGUCUGAGGAGAGUGUUAACGAUAAUAAGCCCAAGCUCCCAGUCUGAGAUUUAUAUUAGUUGAGGCUGAUAAGUGUGCAAGAUAUUACAAGCUAGUGUGACUCAAGUCAAGAGUGAGUGUCAAAUAACAGAGUAUUUUACUCUUGUUCUGUUAAAAUUUCUAUUACA